AAAAUAAGAAAUAUCAAAAUACUUAAUAGAAAUUUAUUUUCAUCUCAAAACUUAAAAGAAUAGCCAACCUGAAGAAAUUGCAGAAAAAACGAUUGGUGUUCUAUCUAGCGGAAAAUGUAGUUAACACUGUGUCAAAAUAAAAUAAAAUCAAAAUGUCAGAUGAGGAAGCUGGUUCUUCAAAAAAAGUAAAAUUAACUGCUGUACAAAAAUUACGUAUAGAACAGAAUCGUCUCAAGGCUCUACAAAUAAGAAAAGCUAAAUUAGCCGCCAAACAGGAGGAUAAUGUUGUCAAGAUUUCAGGUACUAGAUUUGUUGAUAGUGGUGGUGGAUUUUUGGUUGAACAAUCUAUAAUUAAUGGUGAAAAUGAGCCGAUUUAUUCAAUUCCGAAACUGAAAGUUGAUGAUGAUAAAAUAAAUUUACCAAUUACAUACUUUGAUUGCAUUGAAUGUGACAAGAAAUUUGCCGAAUCUUAUUUGCAAAAAAACUUUGAUUAUUUAGUUUGCGAUAACUGUCGAGAUCCAGAUGAAGCUCAUUCCUUGAUAACAAGAACAGAAGCUAAAACAGAAUAUUUAUUAAAAGAUUGUGAUUUAGAUAAACGGGAGCCACUUUUAAAAUUUAUAAAAAGAAAAAACCCGCACAAUGUUCGAUGGGGCGAAAUGAAAUUAUAUUUACAUUUGCAGAUUGAACAAAGAGCUCUUGAUGUCUGGGGAAGUGAAGAAGAAUUAUUGAAGCAGCGUGAAGAAAGGAGUGAUAAACGAGAAAUAGGAAAAAUUAAAAGAUUUAAUAAAAGAAUGAAACAACUUCGCAUGGAUGUUCGCAGUAGUUUAUAUGACAAAACAAAAUCGGCAAGCCACACUCAUGAAUUUGGGCCAGAAACUUACAAUGAAGAGGAAGAUAAUUACACGCAUGCAUGCUUAACUUGCGAGUAUGUUGAAACAUUCGAAAAAAUGUAAAUCAUUUAUUUACCAAUACUAAAAUAAAUUUAUACUCAUAGAAGCUUAUCAUGAAUCUGUAUUAGAAUUAAAAAAGCGUUUUUUAUGAA
Condylostylus longicornis is the source of this 1042-nucleotide messenger RNA. RefSeq names its product DNA repair protein complementing XP-A cells homolog (gene Xpac). Gene Ontology annotation, molecular function: damaged DNA binding. Gene Ontology annotation, biological process: nucleotide-excision repair involved in interstrand cross-link repair; UV-damage excision repair; base-excision repair. NCBI's taxonomy places the organism in Eukaryota, Metazoa, Arthropoda, Insecta, Diptera, Dolichopodidae. Gene Ontology annotation, cellular component: nucleotide-excision repair factor 1 complex. The coding region runs from base 153 to 953 and encodes 266 amino acids. The transcript is spliced from 4 exons. The record is from RefSeq and is a predicted model, not a curated record.